Messenger RNA from Gracilinanus agilis (Agile Gracile Mouse Opossum), 2942 nucleotides. RefSeq names its product ADAM metallopeptidase domain 22 (gene ADAM22). Gene Ontology annotation, biological process: proteolysis. Lineage: Eukaryota; Metazoa; Chordata; Mammalia; Didelphimorphia; Didelphidae. The transcript has 32 exons. Gene Ontology annotation, molecular function: metalloendopeptidase activity. The record is from RefSeq and is a predicted model, not a curated record. Gene Ontology annotation, cellular component: postsynaptic density membrane.
AGAGAGCCAUGCGGGUUGCGGAGGCUGCGGAGGCUGCGGCUCUGCUCCCCUGGCUGUUGCUGGGCAUCUCGGGCAUCUUUCCGCUGGCUCUGUGCAGGCUGCCAGGAGACGCCUUGUUGACGGAGCUGGAGAGAAGGAACGAAAACCGCUUUCUAGAGAGAGAGAACACGGUGCCCCUCCGGCUCAUCUACCGCUCCGGCGGCGAGGACCAAACUCGCCAUGACGUGCUCACCACUCGGAUCCGGGGCGCCCCGGUUGGCGGCGGCACUGGCGGCGGGCAGUCUACUCAUGUUGACCAGGCGAGCUUCCAAGUUGAUGCAUUCGGAUCAACCUUCAUUCUAGAUGUCGUACUCAAUCAUGACUUGCUGUCUUCUGAAUACCUGGAGAGACACAUUGAGCAUGGAGGAAAGAUUGUGGAAGUUAAAAGCUGCUCAUCCUCCUUUCACCCAACUCUCCCCUAUGAUGCCAAGAAGCGGCAGCAGGUGCAGUGGCCAAAGCCCAGUCUCUGUAGUUUGAGAGUUAAGGCCCUCAAACCUGCUGGUUAUCAGUCUAUCACUGAAGCUGCUGCUGAGAUAAAAGACAAGUGCAGCUGCGGAAUGUUCUAUGAUGGGAACCAUACAUAUCUUAUCGAACCAGAAGAAAAUGACACCUCCCAGGAGGACUUCCAUUUUCAUUCAGUUUACAAAUCCAAACUGUUUGAAUUUCCCUUGGAUGACCUGCCAUCUGAAUUUCAACAAAUGAACAUCACUUCCCCAAAGUUCAUUGUGAAACCAAGACUAAGAAGGAGCAAAAGGCAGCUUCGUCGGCAUCCACGCAACGUAGAGGAAGAAACAAAAUAUGUUGAACUGAUGAUAGUGAAUGAUCACCUAAUGUUUAAAAAACAUCGGCUUUCAGUGAUGCAUACAAAUACCUACGCUAAAUCCGUGGUGAACAUGGCAGAUUUAAUCUAUAAGGAACAACUUAAGACAAGGAUAGUGUUGGUUGCCAUGGAAACCUGGGCAGCUGACAACAAGUUCACCAUAUCUGAAAAACCACUGACCACCCUACGUGAGUUCAUGAAAUAUCGGAAGGAUUUUAUCAAGGAGAAAAGUGAUGCCGUCCACCUUUUUUCGGGAAGCCGAUUUGAAAGUAGUCGAAGCGGGGCAGCUUAUAUUGGUGGGAUUUGCUCUCUGCUGAAAGGAGGAGGAGUGAAUGAAUUUGGGAAAACGGAUUUAAUGGCAGUCACUCUAGCCCAAUCAUUAGCAUAUAAUCUUGGUAUUUUCUCAGACAAAAGAAAAUUAGUAAGCGGUGAGUGUAAAUGUGAGGAUACAUGGUCUGGAUGCAUAAUGGGAGACACAGGCUAUUACCUCCCAAAAAAGUUCUCUCAGUGCAAUGUCGAUGAGUAUCAUGACUUCUUAAAUAAUGGAGGUGGCGCCUGCCUCUUCAAUAAACCAUCAAAGUUGCUAGAUCCUCCUGAAUGUGGUAAUGGCUUUAUUGAGACUGGAGAAGAAUGUGACUGUGGCACACUUGCGGAGUGUGCCCGGGAAGGAGCAGAUUGCUGUAGGAAAUGCACUUUGACAGAAGACUCCCAAUGCAGUGAUGGUCUUUGCUGUAAAAAGUGCAAGUUUCAGCCUAUGGGAACUGUAUGUCGGGAAGCAGUGAAUGACUGUGAUAUUCAGGAGACAUGUACAGGAAACUCCAGUCAGGUAAUUUUCAUGGGGUAAGCUUUCUCCAUAUCUGGAGGAAAAAAAUGGUGCCUGGGCAAGAGAGAGAGAGAGAGAGAGAGAGAGAAAGAUAACCUCUUUGUUUCAGAUGUGACAGCUUCUGAUAAAUACUGCUAUGAAAAACUGAACAUUGAGGGAACGGAAAAAGGCAACUGUGGAAGAGACAAAGACACUUGGAUUCAGUGUAACAAACAGGAUGUGCUUUGUGGUUAUCUCCUAUGCACCAACGUUGGUAACAUCCCAAGGCUUGGAGAACUAGAUGGGGAAAUCACGUCCUCUUUAGUCGUCCAGCAAGGAAGGACAUUGAACUGCAGUGGUGGUCAUGUUAAACUUGAAGAAGAGAUAGAUCUUGGCUAUGUUGAAGAUGGGACACCAUGUGGCCCUGAAAUGAUGUGCUUAGAGCGUAGGUGUCUCCCUACUGCCUCUUUCAACUUUAGCACCUGCUUGAGCAAAAAAGAAAAUGCCAUUUGUUCAGGACAUGGGGUUUGCAGUAAUGAAAUAAAAUGUGUUUGUAAUAAGCAUUGGAUUGGUGCAGACUGCAGUACCUAUUUACCAUACAAUGAUGGCUCAAAAUCAGAUAUAUCUCUGUCUGGCAAUGGUGUUGCUGGCACAAAUAUCAUAAUAGGGAUAAUUACUGGCACCAUUUUGGUGUUGGCUCUCAUAUUAGGAAUAGCUGCAUGGGGUUACAAAAAUUAUCGAGAACAGAGACAAUUACCCCAGGGAGAUUAUGUAAAAAAGCCUGGAGAUGCCGAUUCUUUUUAUAGCGACAUGCCUCCGGGAGUCAGCACAAACUCAGCAUCUAGUUCUAAGAAGAGGUCAAAUGGUCUCUCCCAUUCCUGGAGUGAGAGGAUUCCAGAUACAAAACAUAUUUCAGACAUCUGUGAAAAUGGAAGACCUCGAAGUAACUCAUGGCAGGGCAAUCUAGGAGGCAACAGAAAGAAAGUCAGAGGCAAAAGAUUUAGACCACGAUCUAAUUCAACUGAGAGGGAGCCCCAAGCAUCCAAGCCUGGGCACUCCCUCGACCAGCCAUUCCCAACCCAAGGCAUAAGCCCAGGGGUUUCCGACCCCCCUUUGACAGGGAGUCAGGACCACAGGACUUUGUCUCCUGCCAAGUCUCCUUCUUCCUCUACCGGAUCUAUUGCUUCCAGCAGGAAAUAUCCGUAUCCAAUGCCUCCGCUUCCCGAUGAGGAGAAGAAGGCGAACAGACAAAGUGCCAGGCUUUGGGAGACAUCCAUUUAA